Molecule: messenger RNA, 1800 nt
Organism: Perca fluviatilis (European perch)
Lineage: Eukaryota; Metazoa; Chordata; Actinopteri; Perciformes; Percidae
Gene: kcna3a
Product: potassium voltage-gated channel subfamily A member 3
Exons: 1
Coding region: 215-1759 (514 amino acids)
Biological process (GO): protein homooligomerization; potassium ion transmembrane transport
Cellular component (GO): voltage-gated potassium channel complex; membrane
Molecular function (GO): protein binding; delayed rectifier potassium channel activity
Source: RefSeq, a predicted model, not a curated record
GUGGACGUAUGUCAGACAUAUGAGCGCCGUGGGCGGGUGUCGACGUGUUUGUAAAGUGGGGGAAGGCAGAGGGGAGCGCAGCGCUUCAGUGUGUGGAUAUGCGGAUAUAGGUGAUGGUUAGAAGAGAUGUAAGUGGCGUCGGCCUCAGCUCUCCAAAGCUGUUGGAUGGGGGAGGCGUGGCGCACUCUGCCCCUCCAGACCGAAAACCACCUGUAUGGAUGACCAGUCCCUUAUCGUGAUCAAGCCCCGCUCGUCCGCCAGGCACAAGGGCAGCAACGCGACUGACAGCCGGGGUUAUGCCGAGCUGGAGCGGGGCGUCAUGACGGUGGAAAACAUGCUGGAGGACCCCGCCGUGCUCUCGGCGCCUCACCUGUCGGUGGAUCGAUAUGAGCGCGGUCGGCAGGGAUGCUGCGAGAGGGUGGUCAUCAACAUUUCGGGUUUGCGCUUUGAGACGCAACUUAAAACUUUCAACCAGUUCCCAGACACGCUGCUGGGGGACCCCAGGAAAAGGAUGCGCCACUUUGACCCACUGAGGAACGAGUACUUCUUCGACAGGAACAGACCAAGCUUUGAUGCCAUCCUGUACUACUACCAGUCCGGGGGGCGCAUACGGAGACCUGUUAACGUCCCCAUUGAUAUUUUUUCCGAGGAGAUCCGGUUUUAUCAACUCGGAGAGGAGGCCAUGGAGAAAUUCCGUGAUGAUGAAGGUUUUAUAAAAGAAGAGGAACGCAUACUGCCCAAAAAAGAUUUCCAAAAGCAGGUUUGGCUUUUGUUUGAGUAUCCCGAAAGCUCUGGACCAGCGAGGGGAAUAGCCAUAGUUUCAGUGCUUGUUAUUUUGAUUUCAAUUGUUAUUUUCUGCAUGGAAACUCUGCCGGAAUUUCGGGAUGAGAGAGACCAAGCCACAGUGGCACCCGCUGCCAAUGGCACUGAUCCCUACGUGCCAAGCCCGUUCACAGACCCCUUCUUCAUCAUUGAGACCCUGUGCAUAAUAUGGUUCUCUUUCGAAUUGCUGGUCAGGUUUUUCGCCUGCCCCAGCAAAGCUACCUUCUCCAAAAACAUCAUGAAUAUCAUUGACAUCGUCGCCAUAAUCCCCUACUUUAUCACUAUGGGCACUGAGCUGGCCGAGAGUGAAACCAACGGCGGCCAGCAGGCGAUGUCCCUCGCCAUCCUGAGGGUGAUCAGACUGGUGAGAGUCUUUCGCAUUUUUAAGCUGUCGCGUCACUCAAAGGGACUUCAGAUUUUGGGACAGACCCUCAAGGCCAGCAUGAGGGAGCUCGGCUUGCUCAUAUUCUUCCUUUUCAUCGGAGUUAUUCUCUUCUCUAGCGCGGUUUACUUUGCAGAAGCAGACGACCCCUCUUCCAGUUUCACCAGCAUCCCAGAUGCGUUUUGGUGGGCAGUGGUCACCAUGACCACUGUCGGAUAUGGAGACAUGCAUCCGGUGACCAUUGGUGGGAAAAUAGUGGGGUCUCUGUGCGCAAUAGCAGGCGUGCUGACCAUUGCCUUACCCGUGCCAGUGAUUGUGUCCAAUUUCAACUACUUUUACCACAGGGAGACUGAUGGAGAGGAGCACCCACAGUACGUGCACACCAGCAGCUGUGAGCACCUCCCCUCGGAGGAGCUGAGAAGGUCCUGCAGUUCCUCAUCCCUCAGCAAGUCUGAGUACAUGGUGACAGAGGACAGUGCGUUCAAACAGCCUAACUUCACCACGGAAAACAACCAGAACUCCGUCAACAUCAAAAAGAUCUUCACAGACGUGUAAAUGAACCCCAUAAUGGAUCAUUUAUGGAGCAUGAAGACAUA